This is a messenger RNA of Pleuronectes platessa (European plaice), 2700 nucleotides long. RefSeq names its product potassium inwardly rectifying channel subfamily J member 16a (gene kcnj16a). Gene Ontology annotation, cellular component: plasma membrane. The transcript is spliced from 2 exons. Lineage: Eukaryota; Metazoa; Chordata; Actinopteri; Pleuronectiformes; Pleuronectidae. Gene Ontology annotation, biological process: regulation of monoatomic ion transmembrane transport; potassium ion import across plasma membrane. The coding region runs from base 193 to 1440 and encodes 415 amino acids. The record is from RefSeq and is a predicted model, not a curated record. Gene Ontology annotation, molecular function: inward rectifier potassium channel activity.
ACACUCAUGUGUGUGUGUGACGCCAUGUGAUGCUGAAGGGAGGUGUUAAUCUUCAGCUUCUGCACUUCACCAGUGACACGGCUCAGACCAGCAGGUUGUUGUGCUUCUGUUCGGCCGCUUGAAGACGUUCAGCCGGGUUCAGACGUCCCUGCAGCAGAUUCAGACUUUAUUCUUAUAAGAAGACUCUGGAAUAUGCAGAAAUACAUAUCUGUGAGCCCGAAUGACGAUGUCGCUGCAAAGACUAAAAGACCUCAACAUAAGAAAUACCGCUACGUGCGUAAAGAGGGACACUGCAACGUUGUGUUCCGCCAUGUUCCCGAGGAGUGGAUGCUGUUCGUGACCGACAUCUUCACCACCUUGAUCGAGAUCAGAUGGAGGGUGAUGUUUCUGAUCUUCACUCUCUCUUACAUCCUGUCCUGGCUCUUCUUUGGCAUCAUCUACUGGGUCAUCGCUCUCGCUCACGGGGACAUCAGAGACAUAUUGAAUGAGCCCUGUGUGUACAACGUGCGAAGCUUCACAGCCGCGUUCCUCUUCUCGCUCGAGACUCAAACCACCAUCGGCUACGGCUACAGGGGAAUGGCCGAUAACUGCAUGAUUGCCAUUAUACUCGUCGUUAUACAAGAUGUCGUCAGCUGCUUCAUCGACACCUUUAUCAUCGGAAUUGUUGUCGCCAAAAUGGCGUCGGCCAGAAAGAGAGCUCAGACGGUGGGCUUCAGCAACCGGGCAGUGAUCAACCUUCACAACGGCUACCUGUGUCUCUCCUGGAGAGUCGGGGACUUCCGCAGGAACCACCUGGUGGAGGGGACGGCCUGUGCACAGAUAGUCCGAGCCACGGUGCACACCACAGGGAAGGUGGACGUGACCUACGAAGACCUGGUCAUCCAGCAGAGCGCCAUCGUCCUGGUCACGCCCACCACCAUCUUCCACAAGAUCGAGUCCGGCAGCCCGCUGUACAAGAUGAGCCUGGUGGAUCUGCGUAAAGCCGACUUUGAGCUGGUGGUUUCCUUCACCUACACAGACGACUCCACGGGGAUGCUGCACCAGAGCCGCACCUCGUACACGCCCCCUGAAAUCCUCUGGGGUCAUCUGUUCCAGGAGAUGAUCCGGGUCAGUAGGAGGUUCUACAGAGUGGAUUACAUCCUGUUCAACCACACCGCGAAGGUGCUGGUGCCUGAGGUCAGCGCUGAAGAGUACGAACUCAAGAAGCACAUGCGUCCCUCUCCUCGGCAUUCACCGAGACAUUCGCCCAGAAUUUCCCCGAGGCCGUCUCCGAGGACGCAACGGAAGAACCCUCAAGACAAACCUCUGAAGCCUCCGACAGUGACGGUGGAGCUGGUGAGCGACCGCCUCCCUGAACCAACCGCCUCACCUUCUCAGGCAGAGACUAAACAUCAUGACACGCUGACUUUGCCAAAUGACCUCACAAGUAAUGAAGUGUAAAGCAGAGGCAUCAUAUUUUGUGUUUCUUUAAAGAAAUAUUCAGAACAGUACUCAUUAAGAACAAUAAAUGUUCCAGCGUCUGUGUUUUAUUUUGCAUAAAAUUCGUUUGACUCAGCUUUUGGUCUUGAAAGACGAAGCUCACUCAGGUCGAUGUCGCCUGAGAUGGUUGUUGCUCAACUGAAUCUGAUCAAACAGCAUAACACUAGUGACAGCUGCCUUCACGUCUGUAGAAGACGAGGAUUUCAUACAUAGAAUAGAGGUAUUAGAAAAGAAAAUUGAAUAUUUGAAUGUGUCUGAUUUCAUGACAAUUGCUGCAGAAGCUCAUGUGAUACAAUAAAACCCCAAAGAACACUUAGUAAAUGGACCUUUGUCUGGAUUUGAUUAUUCCAGCCAACAGUCAAGAGAAGAGACGAAGCUGCGCUGAGAUGGUUUUAAUAUGAACAGUUUUCAUAUUCUCUUAAUUAAGUGUGAAAAAGAGAAGCUUUAACACCUGCUUAGUUUUGUGUAAAGGUCGUUCGGACCAUUGGACAAACGUUCAUUCACAGAUGAUGUUUGAACCAUCAUUUGGUUCUGGUAGUAAAACCAUCAUGAUGUUAGCUUCGCAACUAAAUAAACAGCAACUUCAAGCCAAUCAGAAUCGAGUACAGGUAGACUCCGCCCACGUAGGUGAUGACGACAGGACGUACGAGUGUCAGACAGAAUUCUUUAGUCCAUAAAUUAUAAUGAGAAACCAGAACUAACAGAUCAACUGAUAAUGGAAACAACUGAAAAGACCUGGUUCAGACCCUCAGGUGUGUGUGUCUGUGUGUGUGUGUGUGUUUGUGUGUGUGUGUGUGUAAGACUUAUUUGAAAAGGUCUGCGUUAUAUCCUUCAUUUCAUAUCAGAUUUCUGUUCUCUGAUACUAUAAUAAGCAGAAUUCACAGUGGAAACAGCACCAAUGUGUAAAGUUUAUAUAAAACACAUGGAACAUUUUCUUUUACAUCUGAGGCAGUGGAAAUACAUUUAUUUAAUAAUGAUCAAAAAGUCAAGCAAUUCAAAAACCUGUUCAUCAAAGCACCUCACACACGUAAUUUAAUUUAUCUGCAAUGUUCAUUGUCAUGGAAUUUAGUAAAUACUAUUGUAUAUCCUCAAAUACUUUAUGAAUACUUUAUGGAUACAAGUGGGGGAAGGAUCUGACCCAAUGUGUUUCUGAUUUAGUUGUUAUAUAGUACCAUUAAGCAGGUUUUAUAAAAUAUUAAAACAAAAUUGUGUAUAAGACGA